This is a messenger RNA of Gongylonema pulchrum, 318 nucleotides long. Lineage: Eukaryota; Metazoa; Nematoda; Chromadorea; Rhabditida; Gongylonematidae. The record is from the annotation of a GenBank genome assembly.
AUGGCCGAGAAGGGAAGACGAGUGAGUGCAAGCAGCGAGAACAGCGAUAGCGAGAAGGAUGCCACGGAGACUCCGGCAAGCGACUUGGUCCUCACGAAGUACUCCAUGGCUGCCGAUAUCGUUAAUGCUGUUAUGAAGGCAAGAGAGCUUGUUGCUUUUUUGGCCCAUUGCCUCUACUUGUCCACUUCCCUGAACCAGUGGUCCUUUGACACCUCUACGCUGAAAACGCCGCAUUUUGGGGGAGGGGGAAUGGGAUAUGCUGUAUGUUUGCAAAGAAGAAUAGUUGGUGCCUUGGCCAGUAGCGAAAUAAGCUCUUGA